GCAGAUCAUGUGUGCUUAGCGCCCUCUGCUGUAAGCAUAUUAAACUAAAGCCAAAAAAAAAAUCUAAUUGGAAUUGUUUUUCAGCUGUGCCAUGUAGCAGCUGUUUAAAACUAAUUCUCCUUUCGACCUUAAAUUUAAAUUGGAAAUUCAAGUUUUUAACAGCAGCCUUUAAAACUAAAUUCGCCGGAGUAACAUGUGGAGGCUAAUGAAUAAUUUCGAUCAUCGAUUGUACAAACUGAGCCGCCAAAAACUACAGAGUUUGGCCAGACGUCGCAUGCCCCAUAUGAGGACAUCCGUCGUGCGUAGGCAAAGCACACAGCAGGGCGAAUCUACAUGGAUCUCAGGCGAAAAUGAAAAGCCGCAACGGCAACUGCGCUGGGGCAUUGCGCCCAUCAACAUCUUGGCUGAAGAUUUUGUUACCGCAACAACCACGUUGCCACCGGAGAAGCACCGCAUCACUGCCUGCAUGGGCACCUAUCGAUCUCAAGCACUCGAAUUUGCCGAUCGCUACAAAGUACCUAAUGUCUUUACCAGUUUUGAGGAUUUGGCGCGCUGCCCAGAUGUAGAUGCUGUCUAUAUAUCGCCGCUGAAUUGCAUGCAUUGUGAGUUGUGUCACCUGAUGCUCAACCAUGACAAGCACGUACUAUGUGAACAACCACUCUGCAUGGCUGAGCAGCAAGUAGUACAGCUUGUGACGAAGGCAAAGGCACGUGGCUUGUUUCUGAUGGAGGGGGUCUGGUCGCGUUGCCUGCCCUCCUAUGAGUAUAUGCGGAGCGAGAUCGCUAAAUCAAAACUGGGAGUUGUCUAUGAUGUUAGAUGUAGAUUAGGCUGGGAGCUGCCAAACGCUCAGACCAGCUCAUCGGCCUAUGCAGGUGUAACAAGAAACUGGGCCGCUGACUGCAUACAGCUAGCGUUGUGGAUCUAUCAAGAGGUGCCGAUGUUUGUGAGGGUUGACGGCAAGCUCAAUGACGCGGGCGUUGAUAUAAUAGCCGAAAUAGAGCUGUCCUUUAGAAACAAUCGUCGUGCUGUGCUGGAGCUGAGCGCGGAGAAGAAUCUUGCGAACAUGGCCACUAUACGCGGUACCAAGGACUGCAUCAUAAUGAACAACUUCUGGUCUCCCACGUUAUUGUUUUUCAAUAAUAGAGAAGUCGAGUUCAAGUUGCCGACGACUGAGUGUAAAACCUAUUUCGACAGUCGCGUUGGCAUGUGUUACGAAAUUGAGGAGGCCCGUAAGUGCAUACUCAAUGGACGCACCGAGAGCAAGCUGUUCAAUCAUAGCGAGAGUCAAUUGAUGGUCAAUUUGAUUGAUCAAAUAACGGACAUGAUGGCAGUUAAAGAUAAACAUGUAAAGGUACAACGUGUGGCCGCUAUUCAGUAAUAUAAUGGUUGGUUGUGUAAAAA
Molecule: messenger RNA, 1401 nt
Organism: Drosophila hydei
Lineage: Eukaryota; Metazoa; Arthropoda; Insecta; Diptera; Drosophilidae
Product: trans-1,2-dihydrobenzene-1,2-diol dehydrogenase
Exons: 4
Coding region: 194-1378 (394 amino acids)
Molecular function (GO): nucleotide binding
Source: RefSeq, a predicted model, not a curated record